Rhagoletis pomonella (apple maggot) is the source of this 16812-nucleotide messenger RNA. RefSeq names its product histone-lysine N-methyltransferase trithorax (gene trx). The record is from RefSeq and is a predicted model, not a curated record. Gene Ontology annotation, molecular function: zinc ion binding; sequence-specific DNA binding; DNA-binding transcription factor activity. The coding region runs from base 2172 to 15968 and encodes 4598 amino acids. Gene Ontology annotation, biological process: positive regulation of DNA-templated transcription. Lineage: Eukaryota; Metazoa; Arthropoda; Insecta; Diptera; Tephritidae. The transcript is spliced from 11 exons. Gene Ontology annotation, cellular component: histone methyltransferase complex; nucleus.
UAUGUGGAAUACAUACAUAUAUCCACUUAAUUUACCUUAAUCGGCCACAGUCGUCAAUUGUGCGCUCGUCCAGCUAUUGGAUCAUCGAAAUUGGGCAGCGAAGGGAAAAGUGUAUUCAACGCUAACACUGUAGAUAUCCGAGAAUAAAAUGCUAAAUAAUUAAAUUAUUUCAUGUUAAAUUUAAAAAGGCAUAAGUUUCGACGAUUAAAAUUUAAAAUACUCCGAACAAAUUGAAAGGCUAAAAUUGUGCGAAGUAUCUAUCUAUUAUGCAAAUUAACUAAUUAACGAAAUUCAUAGCAGCAAUAAAAAUUCGCAUGCAAAUUGAAGAUAAAUAAAAGCAGUUUAAAUCCGAAAUCCGGUAAGAAAAGUGGCAACAAUCAACUGCUCAAAAGAAAUCAAUCGUCUCGAAAAAAUUACACGAAAGCGCAAUAAACGCUCAAACAAAAGAUACCAAGUGAUUAAAUUGUGGUACAAAAUGUGAAGCCAAAAUAAAACAACAACAAAAAUAGCAAAGAAAAAGAAACGCUAAAAAAUGCAAAAGCGCAAGAGAGCGAAGUGAAAAGUUUUAAAUAAGAGGUGAAAAAGAAUCACAUGUAAUUAAACGACGCACAAGCAACGAAAAACGAAGACAGAGAGAGAGAGAGAGAGAGAAAGAGGGCGAGAAAUACAAAGCCAUCGUGUGAAAGGUCCAGUGUCAGACCGUGAAGAAGACCCCAGUCUCUGUGUGCACAGUCCCAGUCCCGUGAGGGACCGCAGGCGACGCCACACGAGACGAACACGAAACGUAACGCGCACGGAGCAGCAGCUAAAAAAAAAGCAACCCACAAACAGGGGGAACGUUGUAAUAAAAGAAAACCAACACAAAAAAAAAAAACAAUUCGUUCGCCUCAGCCACAGCUUCGAUUUUGAGCUGUCAUAACGCCGAUACGACUCAGACGCAAAGGAAAACAACAUCGGCGGCGUGCAGGGCGCAAUCAAACAACACAUUGAAGCUAGGCAAAUUCAAGCUGAAAGAAACUACAAUAAGUACGCGGUCAACGCGCCUGCAGCAGCAGCAACAGCAAAAGCAGUGCAACAGUCAACACCACCAACAAAUAAAAAAUCCUCCGCCACGCAUACAAAGCAGGCAAACAAGCAAUCAAUCUUGACGUUCGAGCAAGCUGAGUAGUGAGUAGAAACCACUUUUGAGUGCAAAAGCAAUUGCGCUAUUCGCUCACACCGUUUUUGGCUGCAGCUGCAACAACGGCAACGGCUAUCAGGAAAAUUGAAAUUUUUCCUAUGCGUUGCGGAGCGUAAAAAACAGGUAUUAUAUGCAGCUAAACUCGAUGUAUAGAGAGAGAGAGAGAGAAGGAGAAUAGUUAAGAAUCAUUAUAACGUGUCAAAGCAGAAGAAAAGUGCAUGCGAUUGCUGCAGAGAGUGUGUGCAUCUGGUAUGAGAGAGCAAUAGCGCGAAAGAGGCGAGAGCGCGCUGCGUGCAACGAGAGAGCGCAACAUACUACAACUGGAACUGUUUUUGGUUGCGCUGCAUUCGUAUUUGUAACGACCACGGGUGGUGUGGGUACAGAGCAACUGUUGCAAUUACAACAACUAAAAAUAGUAACUAGUCUGGCUGGUUGCAGGCAAAAGGUGGUCACGCAAGACGUGUAACUAACUAACCAACGAAGAAACGAAAAAAGCGAACAAGCGGCCAGUCAGUCAACGAGGAAGUAGCGGCAAGACUACACUGGAAAGUUGAAAAGAACAAAAAGUACAAAAUAAAGCCAGUAAAAAGGCAGCUGUCGACUGAUACCGUGCACACAAGCACACGCGCGCGCGUUUGACAACAUUUUACACCUUUUUUUCCUGUCAUCAACGAAGUGCAAAAUAUACUGACGCUAAGCAGGCUGUCCUGCUGUAUGUCCGAAUGACCGAUUGAGCGCGCGAUAUCCAAGCUAAAACACGACGUCAAGGCAAUAGUUUCGGAAGCACGCGCACGCAAGGAAUACGCGAUAGUAGGGCGCGAAGAAAAUUCGUAUCCGCGCGGAGUGAACACAAAUACGAUUGAGUGAAGCGCAGGACCUCAUACACUGUUCCAAGCACAGCGCGGCACGGUAAUUUGCGUUUAGUUUUCAGUGACCAUCGCCGUAUUGUGCCGGGCGCAUACCCAAAUGCAAAUUUCAUACGAGUAUUAUUAUGGGCCGUUCCAAGUUUCCCGGGAAACCGUCCAAGUCGAUUAAUCGUAAGCGUAUCAGUGUAUUAAAAUUGGAUGAAGAAGCGGCGGCGGAACCUGAGGAUGAUCUAACAGCGGCGAGUGUUGGCAGCGAUAAACGCGACAACUGUGAUGAUGAUGAUGAUGAUGAUGAAAAGGGCGAUGGCAGUGGCACCGCAGGCGGUGAUGGUGUAGGAGAAAGCGGUGAAGCGGGAGGCACAAGUGAUGGCAGCGGUAGUGGUGGGGGCGUGCGCAAUGUAAACAGUGGCAGUGGUGCAAGCGGUGACAACGAGAUGGGGAGUGGUAAUAACGCCAGCGGCAAGGGCGCAAGAGCGGUGGGGGAUAGCGCUGCCAACAGCAGUAAACUUGCCAGUGGCGCGAAAAGUGCUGAAACUGCACAAAGAGCAGCAGUCAGCAACAGCACCAGUACCAGCAAAUUCAAAAAUAGGAGCAGCAGCAGGGGUAAAAGUAAGCACAAGGAGGCUGAUAAUACUGCUGCUGGCAGCCACGGCGAUAUGGAUAAAAUAGUCGAAGGCGAAGUUGCACUUGAUGGCAGCAAAAAGCAAGCAAGUGGCGUAAGUGUAGUUGCGGAUAAAGUGGAUGACAAAGCGCGUGCAACGAGGCAUAUGACAGCAACUGCUGCUGUUGACCAAGGAAAAGUUGUUGAUUGCGAUAAUGCAACGCAUAGUGCACAAAAGCAGCCCGUUGAUGUGGCUAUGGAAGUUGAAGAUGCUGAGGCUGAAGAGAAUGAAGGAGAUGAGUGUCAUAAUCCGCCGGGGAACGACCACUCAGUUGUUCUAGACGGUGAAGGUGCUUGUGAUGAUGUUGAUGGCCAUGACGACGAAGAUGACGACGACAACGACGACGACGAGGACGAGGAGGACGAGGAUGACAAUGUUUCGUGUACUAGUCGCAAAUCGGUGCAAUCUGCUUGCUCAGCGACCUCUUCAAACGCCUCAUCAAUUGGCUCCGCCACCACAACAACAAUAGCAACUGCAGGGCCAGGAGCUGGGUCAGUGGCAACAGCAUUGGCAUUUAGCCGUAGCAAACGUGAUGGUAAAUUUAAAAACUUGAAUCUUGCCAAGCCUGAGGUGAUGUUGCCAUCAUCGGCGAAAUUAAGGCAACUGCAACAACAAAACCAACUUAAUUGCCCUUCUCCACCACCAGCAACAGCAAGCGGCAACGGCAACUGCAACAAUCACGGUGGUGCAACUAAAUCGUCGACGACUACAUCUUCGGCCACGGCCACAAACACUUCGCGCUUCUCGAAUCCCUUCGCUGUCGAUGGUACGCUUUGUGCGGCUGACACUGACGAUGAGGCGUCGUCGUGUAUCAUGGCCGCUGAUGAGGUAAUAAAUGGCAGUGUUGGCGUUGCGAACGUUCACCAUGGCAAUGGAGGUUGCGGGAGCGGUGGAGGUGGUGGUGGUGUUGCCGGUAGCGGUUGUGCUGACAAUGAUGGCGUUGCAAUGAAAACCAACAUGAAAACGAACGAAAUGUCUUCAACCAGCCCCAGCAGUGGCAGCAACGGCCACCAUAAGCCCAGUGAUAGUACCACGGCUACAGCCGUCAACAGUAUUGGUGGUGAUUCGGCCACUUCAACAACGACAAGCGGCAAAGAAAGCAAAACAUCCUUAACCUCAAGUUGUGCUGCGGUGACAACGGCUGUUGUGAGCAGCGCAUCUUCCACUUCAUCGUCCUCGUCGUCUUCGUCAUCAUCCUCAUCAUCGGGUGGUGGCAAGCAGAAAAAGACCGUCACAUUCAAGAAUAUACUCGAGACGAGCGACGAUAAGAGCGCUGUGAAGAAGUUCUACAAUCCCGACAAUCGCAUACCGCUCGUAUCCAUCAUGAAGAAAGAGUGCAUGAAUCGCCCGCUACUCUACUCGCGCAACAGCGAAUGCAUUGUACGGCCAUCGAGGCUAACUGAGAUACUCAAGAACAAUUCAAAUAUCGACAAGCUAAAUUCCUUAAAAUUCCGCUCCAGCCACGCAACCGCCAGCACUGCAGCGACAACAGCUGUUGGCGGUGCUACUGCUAUAGCUGCUGUUACACUCGGCGCAACGUCAUCGACCGCAGCCGCAGCGGUUUUUGGUGGUUCGGGGCUCACUUGUGCAUUUGGCGCGGCAGCUGCCUAUGCUGAGGACCGCAAGCAUGACACCGUGGCCUUUAGGCUAAGCGAUACCACAGCGAACACACUGCAUACUACAAACGGUUACUCAAGCGAAAUAAAUCCAAAAAAAGAGCAUGGCACAGAGGUUGGUGAUGCGGUAGAAGCAGGCAACGAGGCGCAUGAGAUGGAGGAGGAUGAGCAUGAUGAAGACGUAGGCAGAAGCAAAGGCGCGGCGCUGGGUGAACAAGAUGAGGACGAUGACGAGGAGGAACAGCAAAUUGUGGUUGACAAGCAUUUUGUGUUGCCGAAGCGUAGCACACGCUCUUCACGUGUCAUCAAACCGAACAAAUGGCUGCUGGAAGAUGGCAUUAUAUGCAAGAAGGUGGCGCAUGUAAAGACGAAGCAAACCAAUGCAACGGCCACAGCAGCAGCAGCAGCACCUACAAGCGGAAGUGGCAGCGCAACGAAGAAGGAACAGCAAAACUACUUCGGUUUGGGUGGCUAUGCAGAGGCGGGCAACGCAGUUGCUGACACUUUGGGAAUUAAAAGCGGAAAGGACAACAACAAAGCUGCAUUUGGCAACUCGACAUUUUGUACGAACUUUGGCUCAAUUAAACCGAAUAGUUUUGUGUUGCGCCAGCCGCGCUUGCAAUUCGAUUCACCGACCGAACGUACAACGACAACGAAAGCUUCUUCAACAAUAGCAUCUUUAAGUUGCUCAACAACAACACCACUAUCUAUAACGGUGCCUAAGGCGCUGACGUUGUCAAUGGGUCUGAAAUCGUCCUUGUCAAGUGGCACAACGAGCGGCGCUGGCACUUUUGGCCUGAAUAGUGCCAAUAGCAUGCUAAGCAAAAGCGUUUUAGGUUCAGCUCCUGCCGCGUGCAGCGUUUGCAACACCCCCACACAUAGCAGCAAUCUGCAGCAACCACGAAAGUAUGGCGUACCUGCCUGCAGCGCUUGUCGCAAAUUUAUCUCGAAAAUCUCGAAAAAUAGCUCAAAUACAGCACUGAAAAGUCUACAACUGCAUUGCAAAGGAGAUGGCAACUGCACACUCCAGCCGUACACGAAAAUCCAUAUCAAAAAUUUCAAAAAAGUCUACAAAGAACGCUGUACAUCUUGUUGGCUGAAGAAAUGUCUCCAAACGUUACAGGUACCGCCUGCAGAUAAACGACGUUUGAGUGCCGCGCUUCCGACAUCAUUGCUAAAGCAAAUUGAGGCGAAACGAGAGCGUGAUCCCGAAGAGGAGAGUGGUGAGCUACACGCGACACGCAAAGAGCUGGACUUGGCUGAUCUCUCUCCCACUGGACUCUUUGGCACCGCACGUUUCAAGUGGAAGCCUACUUUGGAAGUUGCGAAUGAAAGUUUGAAAUUGAACCUUAAAACCAAUCCGUUGGCAGAAAAUAAUGCCACGUUCGGCAGUUCGGUUAUUCUGAGGCCGCCUAUACUGGAAAAGCCGCUCUUCUUGAAAAGCCCAAUUGGGGCGGCAGCAGCAGCGCUGCAGCUAAAGGAGAAACACGAAAAUCCACAGACCACAAAUAACAAGAACGAAGAUAAGAUGCAGGCGCAGUUGUCAUCACCUGAGAGUAGCACACAGCAGAGAGUGACCAAGAGUAAACGCAGGGACAAGCACGACAAGGAGAAGGAACGUGACACAGAGAAGAAACGUCUCUCCAAAGAACGUGGCAGGGAGAAGGAACCUGAGGCAAGCAACGUAAAAGCGACAGCAAACAUCAAAAUCCAAGCUGCAUUAGCAACUGAGAGUACGACAAAUGCGCUAGCGAUCAACACUAAAGUUGAUACUAUUGAAAUAAAUACAAGAGCCGCCAAGGCGGCGUCACUGUCCCCGGCGGCCAUAGCAGCCGCAGGUGGUGUCGCUGCAGACGUAGUGAGCAAUCUAGGGAGCACAACAACAACCGCUGGCACGUCCGGCGCAUCACCGCAACAAUCUCCAGUAAUAGCUGCAGCAACACCCUCAUCAAGCGACUCGCUAAAGCGUCAGCGCAUCGACAUAAAGGGGCCGCGUGUGAAACAUGUCUGCCGCAGCGCAUCAAUCGUUCUAGGCCAACCGUUGGCCACAUUCGGCGAAGAGGAGACAGAAGAGGAGGAAGCACUUGCCAUAGCAGAGGAUGUUAGGUCUAGCGCAGCAACAACGUCAGUAUCGAACAAGCCGGAAGAAAUAGUAAUUGAAAGUAGCAAUGAGGCAGCGCCAUCGCUGGCGCCAGCGCCAGAGCAGCCGCAAGCUGUACAGCAAACAAAAGAAUCCAAGGCUACGCCGCAAGAUAAGAAGGAAGGGGAGAUAAUCAGUGAAAAAGUUGAACUUGCAGAGAAGCUUACGCAGCCUGCGCAGGCCAAGUGGACUUCUAUCACACUUCCGUCUACAAGCAUUGAAAAAGCCGCGCCAGCAGCUGCCGAAAGUGUUCUACCAACGGCGCCCAAGGCAGCUAAAAUCGUCAACAGUACGCCUGCUGAAAAGAAGGAGGUGACCGCUGCGGUUGCGGCAGAUGUCGAACCGGUUGAGAAACCUUCGUUGCCGCUUCAGCCCGCUAAGGCGGUGACGCGCAAUUCCAACGCAAGCAACAUCAAUUUGCAAAUUCACCGCGGCACGUCCUCAACUUCCUCCUACGCUACAACAUUCGGCAAAAAACCAAUACGUCAAAUCAGCAGCGAUGCAAACACAGCAUAUCAGCAACAGCAGCAGCAACAACAACAACUGCUGCGACGCAAGGAGCCACAGAAACUAAGAACACUGAUCUCAAUUGACUUUUGGGAGAACUACGAUCCAGCCGAGGUGUGCCAAAGUGGAUUUGGCCUCAUUGUCACCGAGACGGUGGCACAACGCGCACUCUGCUUCCUCUGCGGCUCAGCAGGCCUAGAGCCUUUGAUUUUCUGCGCCUGUUGUUGUGAGCCAUAUCACCAGUAUUGCGUUAUGGAUGAGUACAAUUUAAAGCAUUCCUCACUGGACGACACAAUGCUCAGCUUCAUGGACAUUUCCACAAUGGGUCACAGCACUGCAGCGCCCACACCAGAACAAUUCAACCAAAUAACAAAUCGUUUGAAUUGGCUGUGCCCGCGAUGUACUGUGUGUUACACGUGCAAUAUGUCUUCGGGCUCAAAGGUGAAAUGCCAGAAGUGCCAGAAGAACUAUCACUCCACUUGUCUGGGUACAAGCAAGCGGCUGCUAGGCGCCGAUCGCCCACUUAUUUGCGUGAAUUGUCUCAAAUGCAAGUCUUGCUCUACAACCAAGGUCUCGAAAUUCGUCGGCAACUUGCCCAUGUGCACACCUUGUUUCAAGCUGCGCAAGCGUGGCAACUACUGUCCGAUAUGUCAGAAGUGCUACGAUGACAACGACUUCGAUCUGAAGAUGAUGGAGUGUGGCAACUGCAAUCAUUGGGUGCACUCGAAGUGCGAGGGUCUCUCCGACGAACAGUACAACCUGCUGAGCACUUUGCCGGAGUCAAUAGAAUUCAUUUGCAAGAAAUGCGCGCGUCGCAAUGAAGACUGCAAAAUGAAAGCGGUGGAGUGGCGUACUGCAGUGAUGGAGGAAUUCAAAAGCAGCCUAAUGAGCGUGCUCAAACUGUUGAGCAAGUCGCGGCAAGCGUGCGCGCUACUCAAACUCAGCCCACGCAAAAAAGUUCGCUGUGUUUGUGGCAACAGCACUGGGCAGAUGAACUGCCGCGCGCAGCCGAAGAGUCUACAAUUCAACAACGAGGCUGAGCGCGAUGCACUCGCAUUGAGCAGUGAUGUGGAAUCUCAGUGCAGCACCAGCGAUGUGUAUGAAUUCAAGGACAAGCCCAGUGAAGAGAAAAUGCCUGACAAGUGCACCUGCAUGGUGAAAAUGACGAGCUACAGCGCGUACGGCAAUGGUGGCGGUCAAGCGGCGAGUAAUCUCAGUCUAAUGGAUAUUAAAAAGAAAAUCAACAACAACGAUUAUGUUUCGCUUGCGGAAUUCAACUAUGACAUGAUCAAUGUGAUACAGAGUGUGAACUGUGAUGAACUAGUUAUUGCAUACAAUGAAAUUUUGAGUGAGCAAUUCCCUUGGUUCCAAAACGAGACGAAAGCAUGCACUGAUGCGCUCGAGGAGGACAUGUUCGAGUCAUGCUCCUAUUCCAUGGGCAACUCAAUGGACGCACAAGACGAUUUUGUAGAGGAAGAGCACAAUCGUGCCGUCAUCGAUCUGCCUGAAGAUAUUGAGGAGGUGCUUUACUCGCUCAAGCCGCGCGAUGACCUGCGCACCUGUCUAUUCUGUCGCAAAUCCGGCGAAGGUUUGUUCAAUGAAGAAUCUCGAUUGCUGUACUGCGGGCACGAUUGCUGGGUGCACACGAAUUGUGCUAUGUGGUCGGCCGAAGUAUUCGAAGAAAUCGACGGCUCACUGCAGAACGUGCACAGCGCCAUCGCGCGCGGUCGCAUGAUAAAAUGCACAGUGUGUGGCGGUCGCGGGGCCACAGUUGGUUGCAAUGUGAAAUCUUGCGGUGAACAUUAUCACUACUCGUGCGCACGCAACAUUGCCUGUGCGUUUAUGACCGAUAAGUCAGUGUACUGCCCGGAUCAUGCGCGCCAAGCGCUCAGAAGCAACACGGCGCUAACGAUUGAGACGAAUUUCGAGGUAGCGCGUCCCGUCUACGUGGAGCUGGAUCGUAAGCGUAAGAAACUGCUGGAGCCAAGCAAGGUGCAGUUCCACAUUGGUUCACUUGAGGUGAAGCAGCUGGGCACUGUGUUUCCACGCUUUUCCGAUACCUAUGAGGCUAUUGUACCGAUUAACUUUCUCUGCUCGCGUCUGUACUGGUCGUUCAAAGAACCCUGGAAGGUCGUCGAGUAUACUGUGCGUACCACAGUACAGAAUAGCUUCUCAUCAUUGACACUCGAUGCGGGCCGCAACUUCACUGUAGACCAUAGCAAUCCCAAUGUUUCGAUAGUGCAGCUGGGAUUGGCACAAAUCUCUUGUUGGCACAGUAGCUUGGCUCGCGGCGAAUUGAUGGACUACGAGGCAGUUGAACUACGAAACUCUACGCUGACUAAGCUGCUACCGGAGUACUUAAUGCACAGCCAAAACUCUUGUUCCACGCCAGAUGAAAAUACCGAGGAGGAACCACAAACGAAUGCGGACUUGUUGCCGCCGGAGAUAAAGGAAGCCAUUUUUGAAGACCUACCACAUGAACUACUCGAUGGCAUUUCAAUGCUGGACAUAUUCCCCAAAUUCAUGAUCUACGAAGAGAUGGGCGGCAAUAGUGAAGGCAAGACAGCUGAAAUGUAUCUGAAUGAGCAAUCGAAAGAUGGCGUGGCUACAUCAUCUGUCGUAGCUGCUGCGCUGGCCGCCUCUAAUGCAGGCAACAGCGGAAAUUGCAGCGCCUCUAGCGUGCAGGUAUCCGACGAAGAUACAGCUAAUUCAUCGCUUAGUAAGCAGUUAGAACUGAGUAAUUCCUGCUCAUCAACUAACACGAACUUGGCUAUAGGUCAUGUGGAGGAUGCGCUGCUUUCGUGCUCACGCGUCACCAACUCCCAACUGCGACGCGCCAUGAGCAGCACGGAAUUGCAACGCAGCAAAGCCGAGAUGCUCAAAAAGACAUGGACAAAGUUUGAGAGCGUCAGCACGGCGGCUGCAGCGGCGGUAAUUAAAAAAAGGAAACUUUCCAAAGGUCCAUCGGAGCUACGUAUGGCAGAGAGUGUGUUGCACAGCCUGCACCAACAUCGCACAAAGAAAGACAAUGCCGUGGGCGCUUCACGCCGCCAAUCUAUCUCGAGUGAGUCGGAAAGUGCCACCACGCUGCGCACAAAAACUUUCACAUGGAGCGCGGCGAAGCGCUAUAUAGAGCCGCACACAGUCGACGAGAAGGACGAAUCGAAAAUCAAGCUCAUGCAAGUGGAUGGCGUUGACGACUCAAUCACAGAGUACCGUAUUAUCACCAGCGACGCACAGUUUACAGGCACGGUGAAAUGCGAACGUUGUCAUUGCACCUACCGCAACUACGAGUCCUUUCAACGUCACCUUGCCACCUGCGAACCACUCUCAACUAGCGAAUCCGAGUCUGAUGGCACGUCCCGCUCGCCGGGUUCAGCGACAAACGGCAGUCCACCGCUGGGCGGCUUGGAUGCCAACAUCGAUUUGAGUAAGUUGGGCCAGACGCAGCGCACAGCCACACUUACCAGCACCGCCAACAGUUUGCCCUUCCUUCAAGCCUUUUCGCAGGCCAUACCACUUGGAAGCAUACAAGCCAACUUUAAUGGCAUACCUAUUGCGAAUAUGUCUAACGGUUUUCAGAGCGUGCAAGGUCUGCAGAACAUACAGAACAUACAAGGCCUACAAAACAUACCAGGCUUACAGAAUAUACAGCUGCAAGGUUUGCAGACACCGCAGGCACUUGGCGGCGGUUUCUUCAUUUCGCAGGCGAAUCCAACCACUUCAACCACCGACGAAGUACAGCUGUUGAACUCACUGCAGGGAUUGACAGCGAAUUUGAAUGGCACCUACACGUUGGCGCCCACCGGAUUUGGCACCACCACUGUACAAGCAGCUCAACAACAACCACAACUAAUUGCAGUCUCUACAUCGCCUGAUGGGACACAGCAAAUCAUACAACUACCCUCGGGUGUUACAACGCAGCCAAUGGCCAAUCAGCAACUAUUGCAAGGACUAAACGCUUUCCAGACCCUGCAAGCCACAAAUAGUGAUAAGAAAAUUAUAUUGCCUGUGGCUACAACCGGCAAGCCUUUGAAAACUGUUGCCACCAAGGCCGCGCAGCAGGCGGCCAAGAAUAAGUUGAAAGCUGGCAGUGCCACGGUAAAGCCCAUACAAUCGAAAAUCAACACCGCCACAGUAACAGUGUCACAGCCCUCAAUGCAUGCUGCACCACAACCGCCACCUACACCGAUAACUGUGCUCAAUACCGGUGGUAACGGUACACAAUUGCUCAACCAGAAUUUGUUACAACAAAUGCAAGCCGCCGGCUUGGCUACCACCACCACGCAACAGCCACAGCUGCUCUUCCAAACCGCCAACGGCCAGCAGCAGCCGAUCGUCAUGCAGCAGCUGAGUGCACCUAACGCCACAGUGCCGCAAAAUAUAAUCUCGUUCGUGACCACUGAUGGUACACAAACACCACAGGUGCAAUACAUGACCAUACCUACGGCCAAUGACUAUAAGCCACAAACGCAGGCGACGCCAUUUAUCACUGCAACUCCAGCGCCGGCAAAUCAAUAUCUACAGGGUGCUUUUCUACAAACCGACGCUAGUGGUAAUCUGAUGCUCACCACAACGCAAACACCUACCGGCUUGCAAAUGCUUUCAGCCACACCUUUGAACAUAGCGACCGCGACGCAGGCGCCGCCACAACCGCAAGUAAUUGGGACGCUCAUUAAUCCGCAAACCUUGCAGUUGGGCGGUAAUGUUAUAGCGACCACAACGGACCCACAACAGCAACAGCAAGUGAUAAUUGGUGGCGGUGCCACGGGUUUGGAAAUGAUUGCUGCAGCAAAUGCGGGCGCCCCACAAGUCAUACUCUCCACACAGCCAAUGUACUAUGGACUGGAGACGAUAGUGCAAAAUACAGUGAUGUCUUCGCAGCAAUUUGUCUCCACAGGCAUGCUGAGUCAAAAUGCCAGCUUCUCGGCGACCACAACGCAGGUAUUCCAGGCAAGCAAAAUCGAACCCAUUGUGGACAUACCAUCCGGUUAUGUAGUGCUUAAUAACGUCGAUACGACUCCCGCAAUAGUGCAACAACAACCAGCAACUUCGCAACAGCCGAAUUUCCUAAAUGCGUCUACAGUAUUACAACAAACCCAACAGCAACCUGUACAUGCCAGCGGACUGCAGAAUAACGAGCAACAGCCAAUUUUCCGACUGCAAACAGUUGAUAACAACAGCAGCAACGUUUCAGCUACAGUGACUGCAGCUACAGUUACGCCAACUGUGACGGGAUCAAGUUUCCAAUUCCAGCCGCAACCACAAUCACAGCCUGCGCACCCAACACAGCAGCAACAACAACAACAACAGCAAGUGAUCGAGCAACUGCAGCAGCAGCAGCAGCAGCAAAAUACCAAUGUGCAAAUCGUAACGGCGAAAGUGCCACCUGUGGCGCAAGUGAAGCGUAGCAACGCGGUGAAGGCAACACCAGUGGCGGCCGUGACGAAGGUGCAGCCGCAACAGGUGGUGAAUAAGGUAAUGCCCACUACAGUAGUGCAGCAAACGCAAGCGCCGACGAGGGUAGCAAACAAUAAAGCACAACAACAACAGCAGGCGAACGCGCGGAAUGCAGCCGCAGCAGCUGCCACAGCGGCGGCGGCGGCGGCAGCGGCAGCGUCAACAGCAGCAACUGUCUCAGUGACAGUCGCUGAUGCACAAAUCACAUUGACGCCCGUCACAAAGACAACGCCGUCGCAACUUGCCACAGGUGCUGCAUAUACAAAAGUGUCCAACAGCAGCGACACAACAGCCGUCACUAUAUUUGCUACACCUGUUACUACAACAACCACCACGCAACCUACUAAAGCAAAGACUAUGCCUACUGUGGCGGCUACAAUGCCGACAUCAGCGCGCAAAACAAACCUUAUACGGCCAAUUAAUAAGGCGGAGGUGAAGCCGAAGGUAAUAAAGACCGCUGCGACCGCUCCCAAACAGCAGCCAGCGCAGCCUAAAGUUCAGCAACAGCAGACGAUACAACAACAAAAACAACCACAGCAGCAGCCAACACCACAAGCGGCACAACAACAAACAGCGAAGAUGGCAAUGCUAAAGCCGCAGCCGCAACCUGCUCAGGUUGGUUUGCCACAGCCGCAGCAAAGCCAGGUGCAGACACAACAAUACGCCAGCGAACAGGCAGCACGCGCUCUAACAUCUACGCCUACCCCAGCUGCCAUGCCGGCGACAGUGAACAACAACAUGGGCGGCAACAAAUUAGUGGAGUUCCCACAGCCAAAUGCUGUGAUGCAGCCCCAGCUUUUCCCCGAGCCGCCAGCAGUCACACAACAACCAUACAAUAAUGCGCCCACGUCUAUGUACAAUAACGGCGUGGUGCAGGAGGAGCAGCAAGAGCCGCCACCGCCUCACUUGACCAACGGCAACAUGUCGCACAGCUAUGAUUGCAGUCAUCAGCAGCAACAGCCGCAGCUACCACCACAGGAAAUCGAAUUUAAUAGCCUCAGCUUGGAGCAAGUGGAGAGCUUUGCACCACCAACACCGCAGCAGUCGCAUGAGCAGGCAAGCAAUAUCUUGCCAGCAGCGCACAACUCCAACAGCAAUGGCGCGCUUGCCAGUAUUUGUAAUAAUAACAACGGCAACAGCAAUAAUCGCUGCCUGCAGUAUUCGAAUUCGGCCUUCAAUGUGCCGACGAAUAUUGUGAAUCCCUUGCAGCAAACUCUCCAGUACAAUAACAACAAUUCCGCCGGCAACGGUGGCACCACAAAUACAACAACAACUAUGGGCUCGCGUCCAACGAAUCGUGUGCUGCCGAUGCAGCAGCGUCAGGAGCAUAUAGCCACCACAACGCCACCACUGCAGGUGAAGCAACCCACAGCUACCAUGCCGAAGUUGGCACCAUUGAAUACUGUGGGCGCCAAGUGCUUUGAUCCCGCCAGCGCGGUGAAUGGCGCCAAGAUCUACUACGAGGCUGAGGUGAAGAAGGAUGAGCAAAUGCUGCAUAUACUGCACUCACCUCAACAUCAGCAGCAACAGCAGCAGCAAGUGUUGCAAAUGCAGCUACAUGAGCCACACCAGGAGACGACUAGCAUCGUGAAGUCACUUUCGCCGGAGGGGCACUUCGUCGAGGAUACGCUCAAAUGCGAUCUGGACCUCAUGGAAACCGAGACCACGCUGUCGACGACCUGCCAGCAGCUGCAGGAAAUGGUGCACAACAAUUUGCCGCGCUACACCGGCACCUGUUUGGUGGCGAACGAGAAACCCAAAGACCUCACGCCCACACCAGAGGAUGCCUACACGCUUAACGGACACGUGGAUGCAUUGGGUGGCAACGAUAUGUGUGAUCAUGAUGGCGACUGUAUGGACGAUAUGGAUGACGACGACGAAGACGAUGAUGAGGAUGAUGAAGACGAUGAUGGCUUUAGCUUGAAAAUGCCAACGGAGGAUGGUGAUCAUGAUAUGUCCGACAGUGAUGAGCCCGCCGUGAAGGAGAAGAUUAGCAAAAUACUCGACAAUUUGACUAACGAAGAUUGUGCUGACUCACUGGCCACGGCCACCACAGCCGAAGCGGCCAAUAUUGAACUGAGCAAUGUUGGUUACCUAAGCGGCAUGACGGGCGCCGGCCCCAAAAUGGCCGCCGAUGCAGUUAAAUAUCAAAAUGGUUUGGCCAACAAUUACUCAGGCGUAACAGCGGAAGAGACCGCCGCUGUUGCAGCAGCUGCCUCAGAAUACAUUACACAAAUGGCCGCCAAGAUGAGCGCGCAAAUGCCGAGUGGCUCGUUGGAGGUGAUAGGCACAAACUUCGAUUUGCAAAAGCUCGCACCAAAGUUAACGCCGCAAGUAACUUUAGACGCGCAUGCGUCACAUCCAGCGUCGCAGCAAUGCGAAGAGGCACCAGCGCGCACCAGCGUACACGCCGCACGCAUGCAGGAUCCCUUGCUGGCGACACGUAAACCCACGCCACCACCACCGCCGCCACCGCAACGCGAUCCAAAGAAGAUCAGCGGCCCACAUCUGCUGUACGAGAUUCAAAGUGAGGAUGGUUUCACCUACAAAUCUACCUCAAUUGCAGAUAUUUGGGAGAAAGUUUUCGAGGCAGUGCAGGUCGCGCGGCGCGCGCAUGGUUUAUCACCGCUGCCCGAGGGGCCGCUCGCCGAUAUGGCCGGCGUUCAAAUGAUGGGUCUAAAGACGAACGCGCUCAAGUACUUAAUCGAACAGUUGCCUGGUGUGGAGCGUUGCUCCAAAUAUACGCCGAAGUACCAUAAACGCGCAGCGGCAAGCGCGCACGCAGCGGCCACUACAGGGGCUCCAUCGUCAGCAACCAAUAGCGCUGCAAUGGCGAGCGCGCAGCUUGCCGGUGGCAGUGGUAUUGACCUAAAUGCGACACUGGAUUAUGCCUCUGAUCAGGAUGAGCUACAGGAGAAUCCGUACGAAUCGGCGCGCUGUGAACCGUAUGCGUCGCGCUCCGAAUACGAUAUGUUCAGCUGGCUGGCAUCAAGGCAUCGUAAACAACCGAUACAAGUGUUUGUGCAGCCUUCCGACACGGAGUUGAUACCGAGGCGCGGCACUGGCAGCAAUCUACCAAUGGCCAUGAAAUAUCGCACACUGAAGGAAACUUACAAAGAUUAUGUGGGCGUUUUCCGCUCACACAUCCACGGACGUGGUCUUUACUGCACAAAGGACAUUGAAGCUGGCGAAAUGGUGAUUGAAUACGCAGGCGAACUGAUACGUUCCACUUUAACCGAUAAGCGUGAACGCAACUACAAUAGUCGCGGCAUUGGCUGUUAUAUGUUCAAAAUUGACGACAAUUUGGUGGUGGAUGCUACCAUGCGCGGUAAUGCGGCACGCUUCAUAAAUCACUCGUGUGAGCCCAACUGCUACUCGAAAGUGGUGGAUAUACUCGGACAUAAACACAUCAUAAUAUUCGCUUUGCGACGCAUUGUACAAGGCGAAGAGCUAACCUAUGAUUACAAAUUUCCCUUUGAGGAUGAGAAAAUACCCUGUUCCUGUGGUUCGAAGCGUUGCCGAAAGUACUUAAAUUAGAAAAAAAAAAACGAAAGGAUCUAAUAAUAAUUAUAGUCAAAACCAAAUAAAUAUGGAAUAGUAAGAGGGGAAAGUAGAAUUUAAAUGUGUAUGGUUUGGCGGAGAGAAGAAUUAAAUGAAGCUUAACGGUACCAUGCUGUUUAAACUUAAGUAAAGUUUUAAAAGGACGACGCUUUUAAGCAUUAAGAAUUGUUUUAACCACACAAAGCUGCGUUGCAUUAAAAUGACACACACACAUGGGUACAUAUGUAAGUGCUUGCAUGCGUUUCGCAUAAGUGGUGGGCAACAGUAAACGUUUUUUGUUAAAUAAAACCUACUACUUUACCAUGCUAGUGAUAAGCGUUGAUGAUGGCAUUGACAUUUUUAGUGUGCAGCUGUGACUUUGGCGGACAAGUUUGAUCGAAUAUGUUGAUAUUAUUGAUAGAAUUGGAGACAUGUCAGUAUUCACUAAUAAUGAUUUUUGUUAAAAUAUAACUGAGCCACAUAAAGUUACAUAUACAUAUAUGUAUACCCACACACACACACACACACACACACACACACACACACACACACAAACAACACACAGAAAAACACAUGCAUACACAAAAGUAACGAAAAGUGAUUAUAAUGGAAAUUUAACUUACUUAGUUUUACUGAUGUAACUAUUAAACUACCAUAUAUGUAUAUACAUACACACAUACUUAUUUACGUAUGUAUAUGUAUUAGUAAGAAAAGCGUAAGGAAUUUAAGUAUAAUGCUAUUAAAAACAAAACCUUUAACGGAUUAGUUGUGGUGAGCAGUAAGCAAAGAAUUAAAGCAGAUUUUUAUUAUGUCUACAAAACGUAUUUAUUACUAACUAAAA